AUGCCUCGACGACCUGAACCCCUCCUUCAGCCUGGCAAGCUCUGUUUCCCUGAGCGACCUUAUCUUGCUCUUGGGCUCGAAGGUUCUGCCAACAAACUGGGAGCCGGCGUGAUUCAGCAUCUGCCUUCGGGAGAAACCAAAGUCUUGUCCAAUGUCCGACACACGUACAUUACACCGCCAGGUGAAGGCUUCUUACCUCGCGAUACGGCCCUACAUCAUCGGCAAUGGAUCAUGAAGGUGAUCAAGGAUGCAAUGGAACAGGCCGGUGUGGGUAUUAAAAACGUCGAUUGUAUUUGCUACACAAAGGGUCCGGGUAUGGGUGCGCCACUCCAGAGUGUAGCUGUAGUGGCAAGGACGCUUUCGUUGCUUUAUAAGAAGCCACUGGUCGGAGUUAAUCACUGCGUUGGACAUAUCGAGAUGGGACGCCAGAUUACUGGUGCAACGAACCCAAUUGUCCUCUAUACGCUGGAUAUUGCAGUGGGCAAUUGUCUCGACAGAUUCGCCCGCGUAAUCGGUCUCUCCAAUGACCCAAGUCCAGGAUACAAUAUCGAACUAAUGGCACGCUCUGGUGGAGCCAACAAGAGACCGCUUCGACUCAUACAACUCCCAUACGCGACCAAGGGCAUGGAUGUGAACCUGUCUGGGAUCUUGACUGCUGCAGAGACUCUCACGCAGGACCCACGAUUUCGUCGAGAGAUGAACGAGGAUGAUCCUGAUGACACCUUUACACCAGCAGAUCUCUGCUACAGUCUCCAGGAAACUGUGUUCGCCAUGCUCGUAGAGAUUACGGAGCGCGCAAUGGCACAUGUUGGGAGUAAAGAGGUUCUCAUUGUGGGUGGCGUUGGCUGCAACGAAAGGUUACAGGAGAUGAUGGGAAUCAUGGCGGCGGAACGUGGGGGCAAUGUAUUUGCUACUGAUGAGCGAUUUUGUAUCGAUAAUGGGAUCAUGAUUGCGCAAGCAGGACUAUUGAGCUAUCGAAUGGGCUUCAAGACACUACUAGAGGAAAUAAUUUAG
Messenger RNA from Serendipita indica DSM 11827, 1014 nucleotides. Lineage: Eukaryota; Fungi; Basidiomycota; Agaricomycetes; Sebacinales; Serendipitaceae. The record is from the annotation of a GenBank genome assembly.